Messenger RNA from Salpingoeca rosetta, 1893 nucleotides. RefSeq lists its product as uncharacterized. The coding region runs from base 188 to 1714 and encodes 508 amino acids. The transcript has 10 exons. NCBI's taxonomy places the organism in Eukaryota, Choanoflagellata, Craspedida, Salpingoecidae. Gene Ontology annotation, biological process: mRNA alternative polyadenylation. Gene Ontology annotation, molecular function: mRNA binding. The record is from RefSeq and is a predicted model, not a curated record. Gene Ontology annotation, cellular component: mRNA cleavage and polyadenylation specificity factor complex.
ACAGCCCGCUCGAACGACAGACCACAAAAACAACUCCACACACACACACACACACACACUCUCUCUCUCUCUCACACACACACACACACGCACACACUCUCUCUUUCUCUCACUAACUCUCAUACUCUCGCGUCUCACAGUCGCGGACCCGAGCAUCUAGGGCAUCACAAGCACAAACAAGAGCACCAUGACGGAAAUGUCGGACGAUCUCGACAUCUAUGACGAGGAAGAACUGCUGGGAACUGAUCCUGGCGACACAGACAAGGCGGUUGACAUUUACGCAAAUGUGGAGCAGGCCCCAUCCACCGCCGUGACGGCGUCCUCCAAAGAGGAAGGAUCAGCAGCUGACACGGGCCGAAGCAAACGCAACGGUGCUGGUGCCGCGGACAAUGGCGACGACAGCGACGUCGACGGCGAUGUGGUCCCCUUCGAGCGGGUGCGAACCGGCAAAAUUUCACAGCUCAAGUGGGAAGGCGCACGCUCUGUGUACGUGGGCAACCUGUGCUGGUGGACGACAGACAAGGACAUUUACGAUGCGUGCCGCAGGUGUAACGUCAACGACGUGGAGAGCAUCGAGGUGUACGAGGACAGGCGCAACGGCAGAUCAAAGGGCUUUGCCAUUGUGUCGUGCAAGAACUCUGCCUCCUGCCACGUGCUGGAGCGCGAGCUGGUGAAGCAAGCCGUCGACGUGGAUGCCUCUGGCACCCCAAAGUUCUUUGCCGCCACCCACUGCCCCAAAACUUCCAUGGCCUCCUUCACCGCCAAAUACGGGCUGGCUUCCUCGUUCCCGUCGUCCUCAAGCUCUGCACAGGGUGGUGCGUCGUCGUCAUCAUCGGGCGGCGGCGGGGGAUCGGGUCGCGCGGGCCGCAGCAAGACCACCGCCGUCUCCAAGCCGCUCGUCGCCACCCCGCCACUCAGCAUCACCCCUCAGCCAGUCAACAUGCCAGGUGCCCCGCUGAUGUCCACUGCGCCCGGCGUGCGUCCACUCGGGCAGCCGCAUAUGGGUGGCGGCGGCGGCGGCGGUGGGAUGAUGGGCCAGCAGCCACGCGGACCGCGGCAGGGUAUGCACCCACACCAGCAGCAGCAACAGCACCUCCCCCACCAACAGCAGCCCGCACAGCAGCAGAUGCGCAUGCGCCCGCCAAUGAUGCAGCAACAGCCUCAGCCGCCGCAGCAGCAGAUGGGCCAGAUGGGCCAUCAGAUGGGCCAAAUGGGCCAAAUGGGUCAGAUGGGUCAGAUGGGCCAAAUGCCUCAAAUGGGGGGCAUGCCUCAAAUGAGUGGGAUGGCGCAAAUGGGCGGCGGCAUGCAGAUGCAGCAGCAGCCGAUGCAGACCAUGCAGCCGACGAUGCAGCCCAUGCAACAGCAGAUGGGCGGUAUGCAGGGUAUGCAGAUGCAGCCCAUGCAACAGCAGCACCAGCAGCACCAGCAGCAGCAACAACCCCAGGGUGGGCAGUGGAUGCAAGGCGGGGCCAUGUGGAACAACACCAUGCAGCCCAUGGGUAUGCAAGGUGGCAUGGACUUCUCAGGCCAAGGCUUUUCAUCGGGGAUGGGUAUGGUCAACAUGGACGGUCGGGGCGUGGUGCGCGGUGACGAUCGGCGGCGCGGUGCGGACCGCUCGGACCGACGCAGCGGCCGCGGUGACAGAUACAAGGAACGCAAACGCGAGCACAGUGAGGACCGCCAUGCUGGCAAGCGCUCUCGCUCCCGACGAUGAGCAGGAGAUGUUGCAGUCCAUGCCAUCCCCAGCUGCCAUCAUUGUGUGUGCAUGCGCUUGAAUGUUUGGUUAUGCGUGACCUUGUUUCCUCGCAUGCGCAUACUGUGUGUGUGUGUGUGCGCGUAUUCGCUUCUCUCCACUUGUUGCUUUGGUUCAAGUGAAUACAUGACAUGACAUGA